GACAGAGUAGUCUAAGCAGCAAGGAACAGUGAAUUCUGAAAGAGCAAACACGACCUGCUUCAACGGCGGCAGAUGAUCAUCAAAUGGGUAUGUUUACCAUCAGACAACCUAAAGCUAAGCUCCCUUUCUCCAUUCUCUGUUUGCUUGGACUUUUCCUUGUGAUCAAUCCUAUCAACUGCAAACCGCCCAACAUCAUUUUUAUCUUGGCUGAUGAUUAUGGUUUCCAUGACAUCGGUUACCAUGGUUCCGAGAUCAAAACGCCCAACCUGAACAAGUUGGCAGCUGAGGGUGUGAAACUAGAGAAUUAUUACGUUCAGCCCAUCUGCACACCAACAAGAAGCCAGCUAAUGAGUGGAAAAUACCAGAUCCACACCGGGUUACAACACGGGAUUAUUGGAUUUGAACAACCCGACUGCUUACCCCUUAAUGACGUCACUUUGGCCCAGAAACUGAAGGAGUUAGGAUAUGCCACCCAUAUUGUGGGCAAAUGGCAUCUCGGGAUUUAUAAGAGAGCUUGCUGGCCGACUCGUCGCGGAUUCGAUAGUUACUUUGGCUACCUCCAAGGAAGUGAAGACUACUAUACCCACAGUAUAGACCAUGGAUUUGACUUCAGAGAAAAUGAAGAUGUUGCGUGGAACUACACUGGUCACUACUCAACUAUGCUGUUUACACAACGAGCGCAAGACAUCAUUCGACAGCAUAGUCAGACUCCAGACAAGCGGAAAUGCGAUUUCUCAUCAGGAAGCAAACACGAGAUCAACCGUACACCAGGGGCUGAGAAGUCUGAUGAUCGAUCCACGAAAAUGGGUAUGUUUACCAUCAGACAACCUAAAGCUAAGCUCCUUUUCUCCAUUCUCUGUUUGCUUGGACUUUUCCUUGUGAUCAUCGUCAACCCUGUCAACUGCAAACCGCCCAACAUCAUUUUCAUCUUGGCUGAUGAUUAUGGUUUCCGUGACAUCGGUUACCAUGGUUCGGAGAUCAAAACGCCCAACCUGGACAAGUUGGCUGCUGAGGGUGUGAAACUAGAGAAUUAUUACGUUCAGCCCAUUUGCACACCAACAAGAAGCCAGCUUAUGAGUGGAAAAUACCAGAUCCAUACUGGGUUGCAACAUGGGAUUAUUUGGCCUGAACAACCCGACUGCUUACCCCUUAAUGACGUCACUUUGGCCCAGAAACUGAAGGAGUUAGGAUAUGCCACCCAUAUUGUGGGCAAAUGGCAUCUUGGGAUUUAUAAGAGAGCUUGCUGGCCGACUCGUCGCGGAUUCGAUAGUUACUUUGGUUUUCUGCUUGGAAGCCAAGACUACUAUACCCACACUGCAUGGCAAGGAUAUGAUUUUAGGGAGAAUGAAAUAGUUGCAUGGAACUAUACUGGUCACUACUCGACCACGGUGUUUACACAACGAGCGCAAGACAUCAUUCGUCAGCACAGCCAAACUCCGAAUAAGCCAUUUUUUCUCUAUCUGCCGUUCCAAGCUGUUCACUCACCCUUGGAAGUACCAGAGCAGUACAUGAUUCCAUAUUCGCACAUCCAAGACAAAUUUAGGAGGAUUUAUGCUGGGAUGGUGGCGUGUAUGGAUGAAGGGAUUGGUAACAUCACCCAGACGAUGGACCAAUUAGGACUCUGGGAAGACACAGUGCUCAUCUUUUCAACAGAUAAUGGAGGACAAAUAGCUGCAGGUGGCAACAAUUGGCCCCUUCGUGGGUGGAAAGGAAGUUUGUGGGAAGGCGGGGUUGGGGGCCACGGGGGGAUAGGCAUCGAUCGAGGGGGUCGUGCCCUAACCCCCUUAGUUUCGCCACUGUUCCCAUAG
Acanthaster planci (crown-of-thorns starfish) is the source of this 1808-nucleotide messenger RNA. Its product is annotated as arylsulfatase B-like. The record is from RefSeq and is a predicted model, not a curated record. Gene Ontology annotation, molecular function: sulfuric ester hydrolase activity. NCBI's taxonomy places the organism in Eukaryota, Metazoa, Echinodermata, Asteroidea, Valvatida, Acanthasteridae.